This is a messenger RNA of Laetiporus sulphureus 93-53, 820 nucleotides long. RefSeq lists its product as uncharacterized. The record is from RefSeq and is a predicted model, not a curated record. Lineage: Eukaryota; Fungi; Basidiomycota; Agaricomycetes; Polyporales; Laetiporaceae. The transcript has 5 exons. The coding region runs from base 84 to 761 and encodes 225 amino acids.
GGUGGAGUAAGCAUUGCUGAAGUAUGUAAAAGCGUCGUUCGUCCGCGAAUUUCCUCCCCUACGACACGUUGUCUCCCUUAGCUAUGCCCCGCUCAUCGAAUAGGCCUCGCUGCUCUAUAGACACCAUUGAUAGCAUCUUCGGGAAAGCAUUCGCUCGUCGAGAAUCGCUAAGCUCACCUGCGGAGCUGAAACGGCCUGGGGCACCGGAACCCCCUCCCACUCCGCUAACCCCGGGCGUGCAACCAAGUGAGCAGGAUCCGCCGCAGCCACGCUCACCAGAUUCACUGUGGGAUGAGGUGAGGCAGGCUAAGGAGCGAUCUUUGUCCAUGUCUCCGUCGAAAGUCGCGUCGCUCGAGCGGGCUACUUCCUCGAAUAUUCAUUCCUUUGAGGUUGCCACGUCGCCCAUGAGGGAGCAGCCCAGCUUGCGCAGGUCUGCAAAGCGCGCACCAUCGAGUGCUACAUUCAGGGAAUCCGCAGACGGUCGUAUGGUUAUUGCCACAUUUGACGUUCCGGGAGUGAGAAAGCAGGAUAUGCACGUCACGUUUCGCACGAAGUAUAUAGUCGUGAGUUGGCAAACCACGAAGACAACAGAGAGACGAGAAGGAGAGAUGGUCGUGCUGGAGCGAGAAGAAAACAAACGCAGUCAGAUCAUUCCUUUACCACAAGGAGCAACGUUCGAUGAAGUUAAUGCUUUACGAGAUGGACGACGACUUAUUGUCACAUAUCCUAACUCAUGCUGCAUUCGAGUAGCUACGGACUGAAUGAAGGCGUAUUAAUACCAGGACGUACCAUGACUCGGAGUUGCCCCCCCCCCCCCCCC